AUGAAUAAGUUUAAAAUAUUUAUUAAAGUGUUGUCUGUGACAUUAGAUGAGUGGUCUGAUGAUGAAAUUGAUGCAAUGAUUGAGGUUGGAGGAAAUGCUUCAGCUAAUUCCAUCUAUGAGGCUUUUAUUCCUCAAGGAUACACUAAACCCGGGCCAGAGUCUGGUCAUGAGGAGCGUGCAAAGUUUAUCAGAUCUAAGUAUGAACUGCAAGAAUUUUUGAAACCUAGCUUGCGGAUCUCGUCAAUUCCUUCCAAUUCCAAGAAGAACUCUCUCAAAGCAAGUUUAUCCAGAAAGAUUAUGGAUACUUUUAGUUCAAGUUCAUCACAGAAAUUGGAAACAUUUGAUGUAGUUGAGAUCAGCAUAAAAGCUAUAGGAGGUGAUGCAAAAUCAGUUGUACAUUGCAUUUUCAGGUCAGCCAAUAUUGGGGUGUUUAUAUGCUUAAAAUGUUGUGGUGUACACAGAAGCCUUGGUACCCAUAUCUCGAAGGUGUUGUCUGUGACAUUAGAUGAGUGGUCUGAUGAUGAAAUUGAUGCAAUGAUUGAGGUUGGAGGAAAUGCUUCUGCUAAUUCCAUCUAUGAGGCUUUUAUUCCUCAAGGAUACACUAAACCCGGGCCAGAGUCUGGUCAUGAGGAGCGUGCAAAGUUUAUCAGAUCUAAGUAUGAACUGCAAGAAUUUUUGAAACCUAGCUUGCGGAUCUCGUCAAUUCCUUCCAAUUCCAAGAAGAACUCUCUCAAAGCAAGUUUAUCCAGAAAGAUUAUGGAUACUUUUAGUUCAAGUUCAUCACAGAAAUUGGUGAUGCAAGAAGGCAUGGUGGAAUUUAUUGGAAUGUUGAAGGUCAAAGUAUUAAAAGGCAUAAACUUAGCAGUUAGAGAUAUGCUGUCAAGUGAUCCUUACGUUGUCCUAACUCUUGGACAACAGGGCAUUUCUCCAAGCAUAAUAAAAAGCAACUUGAAUCCAGUAUGGAAUGAGGAACUCAUGCUUUCUGUUCCUCAGAACUUUGGGCCCGUAAAACUGGAAGUAUAUGAUCACGACACAUUUUCAGCCGAUGAUAUUAUGGGACAAGCUGAGAUCGAUAUCCAACCAAUGAUAACCUCUGCAAUGGCAUUUGGAGAUGCUGGAAUGUUUGGAAACAUGCAGAUUGGGAAAUGGCUGAAAUCAAAUGACAAUGCCCUCAAAGAGGAUAGCACCGUCAACAUAAUCGAUGGCAAGGUGAAACAGGAUGUGUCAUUGAAGCUUCAGAAUGUGGAAUCUGGAGAAUUAGAACUAGAACUAGAGUGGAUUCCUCUUGAGCAAUAGGGAUUUGAGAAUGUGCUUCAUUGAUGAACUCGAGUGGAUUUUCAUCUUGUUAACUGGAAACCAUUUUCGAGGUUUAUUGUUUCUGUGUUUGAUCCCAUUCCUAUGGGUUGUUUAAUAGCUGUUUCUGGUGGGGUUUGACAAGUGCUUUUUUGUUGUUUUAGAAUAUAAAAAAAUUGAUGUAUUUGGUAAUUGUUAAUUUUUUUAUUUUUAUUUUAGUGGGAAAGUUUACAUUUUUAGAAUUUUUAUUUGAAUUUAUCUUUUGUUUUUGGUUUAUUUAGCCAAAGCCAAAAUAAAGCUCACUGUGAGAAUUCUGAUGUAACGAUUGCUAUGUUCUUUUGGAAAGAUUUAUGAUUGUUUUUGGAUUGA
Molecule: messenger RNA, 1662 nt
Organism: Camellia sinensis
Lineage: Eukaryota; Viridiplantae; Streptophyta; Magnoliopsida; Ericales; Theaceae
Source: RefSeq, a predicted model, not a curated record